AACAGUUAUUAGGAAAAUUAAUUUCGAAAUUUGAAUUUUAUACCUUUAGUAGAAGCAAAACCCGCAUUGCAAAACUCGUAAUGCCAACAAAAUCGGUUCACAAAUGGAUGUCCGAUGAAAUGGAGCGGCUGUCGACGAAAUUUGCACGCUAUAAGCCCAGCUGCAAUGGCUACAAUCGCAUACAACCUGUGCUGCUGUCACGUAGUGUCACCCAAAUGUUGAAUAAUCCAUUACCAGUUGAGGAUCAAAUAGGCAGCACCAUGAUGGCGAGCCAACAACAUCAAAAGCAACAGCAGCACAAUCAGUACCAACACCAACAACAGCAAGGACACGUACGUCCAAAAGGUGUGCUGAGUCGCUCCGAAGCCGAAUGGGAAGAAGUUUAUCCGACUGUACAAUUCAGUAGAAGCGAUUGCUGUGAGCAGGACGGCAAGACUACACAGCGAAAAUUCGCGUACUAUCGCAAUUGUUCAACAAGGAUAAGUUAAAGAGCCUGCACAGUGGUGCAUUUCAAUUUAUAAUUUCAAUGAGAGCAAUGCGUUUUUAGUACUGCCAAAAUAAAAAUGUAAUAAUGUAUAGAAAAUAUUUAGUAUUAGUUUUUGCAAGUGUAAUGUGUUGCAAAUAUAACAGAUUUAGAUAUGCAUACAUAAAUCUUAAGGAUUAUAUUGUGUUUUGUGUUUGUGUUUUAGAUAAAAGAAAACUUUGAAAAAUAAAACACAUUUGUUCUCUU
This is a messenger RNA of Anastrepha obliqua, 730 nucleotides long. RefSeq lists its product as uncharacterized. Bases 81 to 488 code for a protein of 135 amino acids. NCBI's taxonomy places the organism in Eukaryota, Metazoa, Arthropoda, Insecta, Diptera, Tephritidae. The record is from RefSeq and is a predicted model, not a curated record. The transcript has a single exon.